GAUAUUCGCAUUAUAAAUACGACGAGCCAGAGCUAAGAUCUUUUAAUCGUCGUAAACUAUUUUUCACCGCAGGACUAGUUACUGAAAACAACAGAGAUGAAUACUCUUUUCAUUGUCUCGUGCCUUUUGCUCGUUGCUUCCACCGUUCACGCGGAUAUUAUUGAUGUCUACUUGGAAAAGACAAAGGAACAAUUUCAAAAUUGCGCCAAAGAAAACGGCUUCACUGAACAAAAUCUACGAAAUGUGUUCAACCAGGAUGCAAAAGCAGGAAUGGAAGCAGCUUCGUGCCUUCGUGAAUGCACAUUAAAAUCAAUGAACAUGUUGAAGGAUUCUAAACUGAACAUGGACAUGAUGAACGAGUUCAUUGAGGCUGUGCACUCCGAAAAUCCGGAAAUGGUUAAAAACUUGAAAAACGCCGCGGUAUCAUGCGCUGAGAAAGUCAAAGGCAUGCCGGACGAUUGCAAAAUGGCCUACUCUUUCGUCGAGUGUUUCCUGGAUAAACACUAAGAAGAUUCGAACGAAAUCAUCGACGAUAAUAAUUAAAAAAUAAGAAAAAACACGAAGAUAUUAAAAGGUUUUGAAUAUAAGAACAGGGGAAAUAUAAUAUACACUGUCGACUCUAAA
Molecule: messenger RNA, 624 nt
Organism: Colletes gigas
Lineage: Eukaryota; Metazoa; Arthropoda; Insecta; Hymenoptera; Colletidae
Exons: 5
Coding region: 97-507 (136 amino acids)
Biological process (GO): sensory perception of smell
Molecular function (GO): odorant binding
Source: RefSeq, a predicted model, not a curated record